Molecule: messenger RNA, 1901 nt
Organism: Neofelis nebulosa (Clouded leopard)
Lineage: Eukaryota; Metazoa; Chordata; Mammalia; Carnivora; Felidae
Gene: TMDD1
Product: transmembrane and death domain 1
Exons: 1
Coding region: 27-1004 (325 amino acids)
Source: RefSeq, a predicted model, not a curated record
CCCGCCCAGUCGGGUCACAGACGGCGAUGGCAACGGGGACGGCGACGGCCGCGCGGGCCCGGGCCCUGGCGUUGGCGCUCUGGGGCUGGGCGCUGGCCCCGGCGGGGGCCUUGGACGCUAUGGGCCCCCACGCGGCCGUCCGUCUGGCCGAGCUGCUGACCCCGGAGGAGUGCGACCAUUUCCAGUCGCUCCUGAAGGUGCCCGAGCCGGACGUCGAGGCCGAGCUGGCCCGGCUCUCUGAGGACCGGCUGGCCCGCGCGGAGACGCUGGGGCCCACGUCCAAGCCGCCGGGCAGGCUAUGGCGGCUGUGGCGGCGGCGGCGGAAGCGGGCGGCGGCCGAGUCCGCGGAGGUGUUGGACGGCUGCCGGGAGAGGCUGGCGGACUGGCUGGCGGCCGAGGCCCCGACCCUCUCUUGGGACCGCGUGGCCCGGGCGCUGCGGCGCUGCGGCCGGCCGGACGUGGCCCGGGAGCUGGGCAAGAACCUCCACCAGCAGGCGACGCUGCAGCUGCGCAAAUUCGGCCAAGCCUACCUGCGCCCGCCGGCCGCCCCCGGCCCCGCCCCCGCUCCCGCCGCGCCCCCGGCCCCGGCCCCGCCCCCGCGCCCCCGCCGCGCCGCGCUCCCGGAGCCCGACUGGGACCAGCUGCAGCUGAUCUUGGAGCGUCUGCCCCAGGCACCGUACGAACGCAACCCCGCCGGCUGGGUCGGGCCGCUGGCGCUCGGCCUCCUCACCGGCUUCGUGGGGGCGUUGGGCGCCGGGGCGCUGUUCAUCACGCUCACGCUGUGGCUCACGGGCGGCGACGGCCACGGCCCGGGCCCCGGCCCUCCCCGGCGCAGGUCCGCCCAGGCGCGCGGCGGGCGGCAAGCCAGGCCGCCCCUGUCUGCAGAGCAGCUCGAGCCGUCGAGGGCCCGGGCUGCACGCGGGCCGGUCCCCCCUCGCCUCAGUUUCCCCGGCCGUAAAACGGGAGCGCAGCCCCGGCAGAGUGCCGUCUUCCCCGUAUUAUAAACGUUACCAAAUACGCAAAAGAGGGAGCAUUCGUUGGUUUGUUGGAAAUGGCCGCACACCCGGCGGGACUGCCGGUGGGAGAGGAGGGGCUGGGGUGCUAGGGUACCGGGGUGGGAGGCAGGCCCUCCCUCUUGUCAGCCUUAGAGCCUUCUUAUCUCGCAGUAGCUCUUGCACCGAGAGCUACCAUUUAUUGAGUGCCAACUGUAUGCCAGGCCCUGUGCUAAGCGGGUUGCGUACGUUAUUUGAUAAAAGCUUCAGAACCCAAGAAAAGCAGGUAUGAUCUCCAUUACACAUAAAGAAACUGGCCACAACUAGUCGGUGGCAUAGUCAGGGUUUUGAACCCAGAGCUGCCUGAGCUGAGAGUUUGAAUCCCAGAGGGAGUGAUCUGUGACUCCCCAGAGGGAGCUUGACAAACCAGGUGCGACCUGAACAAGAGGCGGUUUCUGUUUACUCUGAGGCCCUGCAGGAGUGUGCAGGGUGGGGUGGCACAGCUAGAGGUGGUGUCCCCACUUUCAGGGGCCGCUGCCUCCAAGCUGCUCUUCUACUCAGACCCCUGAAGGUCCACCUGGAGCCCCAAAGCUUUCCCCCCCACCUGAGUGGCCAGGGCCCUGCCAGCCCAUCUAAGGAGCUGAGCCUGGGUGAGCCCUUAGACUCUGUCCCCUGUCACGGGGGAGGGCAAAGAGGACAGCCGUGGGGUCUUGCUGGGUGGGAGGGUCUGUCCACCCCCCCGGGGGGCCGAGGGGCUUUGCUGUGAGAGCAGUGACAGAAUGACAGGCCAGUCCAAGAGGAGAGUUGAAAACAAGAUUGACGUAACCCUUUAUUGCAAAUUCUAAAGUAAAAAGAUGUACAGUACAAAGUAAAAUUGAAAUUUCAGACUAUAAACGUCCAAUCCACUUA